GAUUGGCACCUCAGUUAACGGCUGAUCACUGCCAGCCCACCUCUUCCCACCCAUCCAUUGCAUCUCUGAGCUCCAGGGAGGAAGCGGGUCUUGGGGUCCACCAUGAUAUCACCGUUCUUAGUACUGGCCAUCGGCACCUGCCUUACCAACUCCUAUGUGCCAGAGAAAGAGAAAGACCCCAAUUACUGGCGAGAGCAGGCUCAGCAGACCCUGAGAAAUGCCCUGGGGCUUCAGAAGCUCAACACCAAUGUGGCUAAGAACGUCAUCAUGUUCUUGGGAGACGGGAUGGGUGUCUCCACGGUGACAGCAGCCCGCAUCCUCAAGGGUCAGCUACACCACAACCCUGGGGAGGAGACCCGGCUGGAGAUGGACAAGUUCCCCUUCGUGGCCCUCUCCAAGACCUACAACACCAACGCACAGGUCCCUGACAGCGCCGGCACUGCCACGGCCUACUUGUGCGGGGUGAAGGCCAACGAGGGCACCGUGGGGGUGAGCGCAGCCACCGAGCGCACCAGGUGUAACACCACCAAGGGGAACGAGGUCACCUCCAUCCUGCGCUGGGCCAAAGACGCAGGGAAGUCCGUUGGCAUCGUUACCACCACCCGUGUGAACCACGCCACCCCCAGUGCUGCCUAUGCACACUCUGCCGACCGGGACUGGUAUUCAGACAACGAGAUGCCCACUGAGGCCCUGAACCAAGGCUGCAAGGACAUCGCCUAUCAGCUCAUGCAUAACAUCAGGAACAUAGACGUGAUCAUGGGGGGUGGCCGGAAGUACAUGUACCCGAAAAACAAAACCGACGUGGAAUACGAACUGGACGAGAAGGCCAGGGGCACAAGGCUGGAUGGCUUGGACCUCAUCGACAUCUGGAAGAGUUUCAAACCCAGACACAAGCACUCCCACUUUGUCUGGAACCGCACGGAACUCCUGGCCCUUGACCCCUCCACCGUGGACUACCUCUUGGGUCUGUUUGAGCCUGGGGACAUGCAGUACGAGCUGAACAGGAACAACAUGACAGACCCUUCGCUCUCCGAGAUGGUAGAGGUGGCCAUCAGGAUCCUGAGAAGGAACCCCAAAGGCUUCUUCCUGCUGGUGGAAGGAGGCAGGAUUGACCACGGACACCACGAGGGAAAGGCCAAGCAGGCUCUGCACGAGGCGGUGGAGAUGGACAGAGCCAUCGGGCGCGCGGGCGCCAUGACCUCGCUGGGAGACACGCUGACCGUGGUCACCGCAGACCAUUCCCACGUCUUCACCUUUGGGGGUUACACCCCUCGUGGCAACUCUAUCUUUGGUCUGGCCCCUAUGGUGAGCGACACAGACAAGAAACCCUUCACAGCUAUCCUGUAUGGCAAUGGGCCUGGCUACAAGGUGGUGGGCGGCGAGCGAGAGAAUGUCUCCAUGGUGGACUAUGCUCACAACAACUACCAGGCCCAGUCGGCUGUGCCCCUGCGCCACGAGACCCACGGUGGAGAGGAUGUGGCUGUCUUCGCCAAGGGCCCCAUGGCACACCUGCUGCAUGGGGUCCAUGAGCAGAACUACAUCCCCCACGUGAUGGCCUAUGCCGCCUGCAUCGGGGCCAACCUCGACCACUGUGCCUGGACCAACGCAGCAGACAACCCCAGCCCGGGGCCCCUAUUGCUUCUGCUGGCUCUGCUUCCCCUAAGCACCCUGUUCUGAGGUCCCUGGCCUGGCUCCCAUGAACCCAAGAUAGAUGGCCAGUCUCUCUCCUGACAUGGCCCCUUGCCUGGCAGCCAGGAACCAAGUCUGCUGCCCACCUUGCGCCCCUCCGGAACCCGCGGGCUGCUGAUCCCAGGCCUCAGCCUUUGCUCGGUGCAGUUCGGCCAGCGGAGUAUGUUUCUUCUCUUGGGCAGGCGGAGAACACAGACUGCAGAAAUUCUCAAAUCAUCUUAUUUUUCUACCAAAUGUACUUUCCCAGACUCAACAGCCUCUAUGGAACAUUCCAGAUCUUCCCUCUCCCUCUCUCUUCUCCUCCUCUCUGGAACCCACUGGGCCCCAGGCUCAUGGCCAACCCUUUGGAGGGGAGACCAGGUCUCUGUCAGGAUGAGGCUCCCAGGAAGCCACCUCCUGAGGUUGGUCAUUCACUCAGGGUGGCCGGACCUGGAAGAGUUGCCCGGCAGGGUGCACACUCCCCACCCAGCUCCAGACACGCCAGCUCCUCGCUGAAGCGACUCUCCUGUUUGGAACGGCAGUCUCCCCCCCCCCCCCUUUGGUGGUGGUUAAAAGGGAACACAAAACAUUUAAAUAAAACUUUCCAAAUAUUCCUGAGGACA
This is a messenger RNA of Jaculus jaculus (lesser Egyptian jerboa), 2291 nucleotides long. It is a transcript of the gene Alpl, whose product is annotated as alkaline phosphatase, biomineralization associated. Gene Ontology annotation, biological process: dephosphorylation. The coding region runs from base 103 to 1677 and encodes 524 amino acids. The record is from RefSeq and is a predicted model, not a curated record. NCBI's taxonomy places the organism in Eukaryota, Metazoa, Chordata, Mammalia, Rodentia, Dipodidae. Gene Ontology annotation, molecular function: alkaline phosphatase activity. The transcript is spliced from 11 exons. Gene Ontology annotation, cellular component: plasma membrane.